Molecule: messenger RNA, 1569 nt
Organism: Acomys russatus (golden spiny mouse)
Lineage: Eukaryota; Metazoa; Chordata; Mammalia; Rodentia; Muridae
Gene: P2ry13
Product: purinergic receptor P2Y13
Exons: 2
Coding region: 255-1265 (336 amino acids)
Biological process (GO): G protein-coupled receptor signaling pathway; negative regulation of adenylate cyclase activity
Cellular component (GO): membrane
Molecular function (GO): G protein-coupled purinergic nucleotide receptor activity
Source: RefSeq, a predicted model, not a curated record
GUGCCUGAUGAGCCAGGGAAAGCGCUGGGUUCAGCCCACAGCACACACAAACCAGUAACUAUUACUGGUAGAUACUCCAAUGGUCUAAAGAUGAGGAGGUUCUAGAAAAUGUGGGUUAUUACAGAAGCCCACAGAAGAAAAAGAGGAAGGAAAGCCAGUAUAAGAAAGCAGAACCUUUACUUCGCAAGCUAUACGUGGGUUGAGCUAAUGACUGCCACAAUUCACACAGCUGAGUGUCUUCCCAAACAAAGCUGAUGCUUGAGACAGCCAACACCACUGGGAUGCAGGGCUUCAACAAGUCUGAGCGGUGCCCCAGAGACACUCGGAUGACCCAGCUGGCGUUCCCAGCCCUCUACGCUGCGGUCUUCUUGACAGGCGUCGUGCUCAACACCUUAGCCCUCUGGGUGUUCGUUCACAUCCCCAGCAGCUCUACCUUCAUUGUCUACCUCAAAAACACUCUGGUAGCAGAUUUGAUAAUGACACUAAUGCUUCCCUUCAAAAUCCUCUCUGACGCACACCUUGCACCCUGGCAGCUCAGACUUUUUGUAUGUACUUUCUCUUCUGUGGUCUUUUAUGCGACCAUGUAUGUAGGUAUCAUGAUGCUGGGCCUCAUCGCUUUUGACAGAUUCCUAAAGAUCAUCAGACCUUUUAGAAAAUGUUUUGCGAAAAAAACUGCCUUUGCAAAAAUAGUCUCAACUGUCAUCUGGCUCCUGAUGUUCCUCAUCUCCCUGCCAAACAUGGUCUUGAGCAAGAAAGCAACGCCAUCAUCUGUGAAGAAGUGUGCGUCUUUAAAGAGUCCCCUGGGUAUGCUGUGGCAUCAAGUAGUCAGUCACGCAUGCCAGGUCAUUUUCUGGACGGUCUUUAUCCUGAUGCUUCUGUUUUAUGUGGUGAUUACCAAAAAGGUAUACAAUUCCUAUAAAAAGUUUAAAAGUAAGGGCAGGAAGCACAAAAGGCUAGAGGCGAAGGUCUUUAUUGUCAUAGCUGUCUUCUUUGUGUGCUUUGCCCCAUUUCAUUUUGUCAAAGUUCCAUAUACCUACAGUCAGGCUAAUAAGACUGACUGUAGAUUAGAAAACCAACUGUUCGUUGCUAAAGAAGCAACUCUCUUUUUGGCAACAACUAACAUUUGUAUGGACCCCUUAAUCUACAUAAUCUUAUGUAAAAAAUUCACAGAAAGGGUGCCAUGUAUAAGGAGGAGAAGGACAAAGAUGGACGCAUCAAGUGAAGAGCAUCACAGCAGUCAGACAGACAACAUCACCCUGGCCUGACAACUUUCUCCCACAUGCUAAUUUUACACAUGGCUUCACUUCUAUUUAAGGAUGGGACUUCAAAAGAUCAUUCACUUGGAGAUUUCAUUUAAGCAUUACAGAAAAAGGGGGGAAACAGUUUCCUAUCGUUUAUUAUCCUGGUGUACAGAAAAGAUGAUACACAUUUUAACCAUACAGAUGUAUUUAUAAGCAAAAUAAACUAACGUCGUGUGACUGUUCAGGCAGCAAACUGUCUAUCAUUUUUUUUUUUUUAAUUCCGAUUUGGAAGCUGUUAACCUGCACUUCCUGUUUACUCGGGUAAUUA